Corticium candelabrum is the source of this 3038-nucleotide messenger RNA. RefSeq names its product 5'-3' exoribonuclease 2-like. Bases 20 to 2869 code for a protein of 949 amino acids. Lineage: Eukaryota; Metazoa; Porifera; Homoscleromorpha; Homosclerophorida; Plakinidae. Gene Ontology annotation, molecular function: nucleic acid binding; 5'-3' RNA exonuclease activity. The transcript has 37 exons. Gene Ontology annotation, biological process: nucleobase-containing compound metabolic process. The record is from RefSeq and is a predicted model, not a curated record. Gene Ontology annotation, cellular component: nucleus.
CGGGACCUUUCAACGGAAAAUGGGAGUUCCGGCGUUUUUUCGAUGGCUGUCGAAGAAAUACCCAUCGAUCGUCGUCCACUGUCACGAGCAGAAGCCGAGAGACGUGAACGGUGUGAAAGUGCCGGUCGACGCGAGCGAACCGAAUCCGAACAACGUCGAGUUCGACAAUUUGUAUCUUGACAUGAACGGCAUCAUUCAUCCUUGCUGUCAUCCGGAGGACAAGCCUGCACCGAAGAAUGAAGACGAGAUGAUGGUGGCCAUAUUCGAGUACAUCGACAGGUUAUUUGCUAUCGUUCGUCCACGUCGACUUCUCUACAUGGCAAUUGAUGGCGUUGCUCCUCGUGCCAAGAUGAAUCAGCAGAGAUCGCGACGGUUUCGUGCCUCUAAGGAACAUUUAGACAAGCAGGAGGCGAUUGCGAGGAUUAGAGCAGAUUUGAGAGAGAAAGGAGCCGAAUUGCCUCCAGAGAAGGACAAAGGCGAACAUUUUGAUCACAACUGUAUUACGCCGGGGACGAAGUUUAUGGCGAGAUUGGCAGAGUGUCUUCAAUACUAUGUUGCUGACAGGCUCAAUCAUGAUCCUGGAUGGAGGAAUAUUGAAGUCAUUCUCUCCGAUGCCAGUUGUCCAGGUGAAGGCGAACACAAAAUCAUGGAUUUCAUUCGCAAACAACGAGCCAGUCCCAGCCACGAUACAAACACCCAUCAUUGUCUCUGUGGAGCCGAUGCUGAUCUCAUCAUGUUGGGUUUGGCGACUCACGAACCGAACUUCACCAUCAUACGAGAAGAAUUCAAGCCGUCUGGAAAGCGACCGUGUGAAAUCUGUGGACAGAUAGGUCACGAUAUGCAGUUCUGUACUGGAAUUCCAAGAGACAAGACGGAGUUUGAAGAACCAAGCGAGCCUGUUCAAGAGAAAGACUUUAUUUUUCUACGUUUGCCUGUACUUCGUGAGUACUUGGAGAGAGAAUUACGUAUGGAUGGACUGCCGUUUCCUUUCGAUUUGGAGCGAGCUAUUGAUGAUUGGGUUUUCAUGUGCUUCUUUGUCGGGAAUGACUUUUUACCACAUUUACCGUCUCUUGAAAUAAGAGAAGGUGCCAUCGAUCGUUUGGUCGGUCUGUAUAAGAACUGUCUCCCUCGCAUCGGGGGUUUUCUUACCAAAGACGGAAGCGUCAAUCUGAAAUUGGUUCAAAUGAUAAUGAAAGACCUUGGUACAAUGGAAGACGACAUCUUCAAGAAACGUCAGCAAGACGAGUUGGAUUUUCGUCGCAGGAAGAAGGAGAGGAAACGAAGAGACCAGAUGAGACGAAGUUGGACUGGACCAAGGUGGAUACCUGAAGGUGCCAUGGCCCCACAGCCCAUUGGUUCGUCACCUUCUCCUGUUCACGAUGCAAGAAAGACUGCUGCAACGAUGCGACAGACGAGUGCACCCGCUCACUUGGGAGGAGGCAGUAACUAUUCGGCUGCGUCAGACCUCAGAGCUCUACUACGCAGUGACACAAAGCCAAGUACGAGCAGUAACAACUCGAGUCAGUCUAGCAUCGGAUCGAGUCAGCAACCAUCCGUGGUUGACAGUGACGACGAGCAACCAGAAGACAACGUCAGGUUGUAUGAGGACGGCUGGCGUUGUAGGUACUAUCAGAACAAGUUUGCUGUUGACCCUGAGAAGGAAGACGAGUUUACUACGUUCACAGACAAAGUGGUUGAGUCGUAUGUGAUGGGCUUGUGUUGGGUUUUGGCCUAUUACUAUCAGGGAUGUCCUUCGUGGAACUGGUUCUAUCCGUUUCAUUACGCUCCGUUUGCUUCGGACUUUCGUGACAUUGUGGACAUUGACACUACGUUGAAUAAAGGAACGCCGUUCAAGCCAUUAGAGCAACUGAUGGGCGUAUUUCCUGCUGCGAGCGGAUGCUUCCUUCCUAAUUCCUGGCGAGAUCUCAUGUCGAAUCCGGAGUCGCCGAUCAUUGAUUUCUAUCCAAUUGAUUUCAAUAUUGAUUUGAAUGGGAAGAAGUUUGCUUGGCAAGGUGUUGCAUUGCUUCCAUUUGUUGAUGAGUCAAGACUACACAGUGCACUUGAAGCAGUCUAUCCAUUCUUGACCAAUGAAGAAGUGUUUCGUAACAGUCGUGGGAGUGAUAUGUUGUUUGUUGGCAAGCAUCAUCCGGCCAGAGACUUUUUAGCUGCAUUGUAUGAGCAAGCGGAGUUGAUUUCUCUUGAUAUCGAUCCAAAAUUGGUGAACGGGAUGGCUGGAUCAGUGAGCUCGGAAGAGACUCAUAUCUGUCUUCCUAACAGGAUUGUUCCGUCUCCUUUGCCAGGACUUCCUGAAUUGAAACGGAAUGGUGCUGUUUGCACACUCUUCAAAGAUCCCAGUUUCCCUGACGACUUCAUCUAUUCAGCCAAGUGUUUACCUGGUGCAAAACAUCCUCCUAAGACGUUGAAGCCCCAUGACUUUGCCAAUACACAUGCUGGUUCUUAUCGUCCUACAAUAGGAUUUCAUCCUCGGAAUCAACCUCGUUCGAAUUAUCCUCCUAGGGAGUUUACAUCUGGCCACAGGAUGGCACAGCACCAUGUCAAAACCGCUGGUAGCUACAACGAUCGUCUACAUCGUGCUCCAUCCACGGGUUAUGGCUACGGUUCAGUUCCUUAUUCAUAUCGACCACCCUUGCUGCCCGGUGUCUCCACACCACACAUCCCAUUCAACCAAGGUUUACAAUGGAACGUCCCGAACUCUUAUUCCGGUUCGCAACGAUGGCAGCCGACGCCACACCGGUUUGCAUCACAAAGUCAACAUGAACAUGGACGAGGACCCGGCGGAUGGGAUGGAAAACGAGAGAAUCGAUCUCAUUAUGACUAUCCUCCGUCGAAGAGACCUAGACAGUACUGAAGAUUGGAUGCCAAUUGUACACUUAUAGACGAUAUUGUCGAUGCUGUGAGAAACGUGAAGGGUGAAUUUGUAUGCUCUUUUGUAGGGACAAAUUAUCUAGUGUCAUCUGUAUACACUGUGAUGUGAUAGUCAUACUGCAUUAUUCUAAUACACGUGAAUGGUCGGUAAU